This is a messenger RNA of Pseudomyrmex gracilis, 4221 nucleotides long. RefSeq names its product IQ motif and SEC7 domain-containing protein 1 (gene siz). The coding region runs from base 672 to 3809 and encodes 1045 amino acids. Lineage: Eukaryota; Metazoa; Arthropoda; Insecta; Hymenoptera; Formicidae. Gene Ontology annotation, biological process: actin cytoskeleton organization; regulation of ARF protein signal transduction. The transcript has 10 exons. The record is from RefSeq and is a predicted model, not a curated record. Gene Ontology annotation, molecular function: guanyl-nucleotide exchange factor activity.
UGAAACCGCGAAGGAUCGCGAUAGAGCGCGCGCGUGCCUCGCGACGACGGCCACUUCGCGUUUCACUUCGUCUUUCAAUGCCGCCGCUCGUUUACCGCGCGGUAUACGAACCACCGUCGAGAAGAGAAGCUUCCUCGCGAAAUCGGUUGCUAGCGCGAGUUCGAGAUCUGUCAAGUUGUUGAUAAGGACAAAAUCUCUUCGCAGCGAUGAUUCCCUCGUCACGAGUGAUAAUAUCAACGCGAUAACGCGCAGUGUCGAGAAAUCAGUGUCAAAAAAAGUGAUAAUGUGCGAAUUGUCUUUUUUUUUUUUGUUUCUUUUUUUCCGCAUCGGUAUGUAACUCGUCGCGCGUGAAAGAAAGAUAAGAAAUAAGAAGCAGGAAUUAAAGAUGGAUUCGAUCGAAGUGGAGUAACAUUCGUCUUGCGUUGGGUCCGUUGGAUACUACUGAACGUAUCUUCUCUAACGUGAUUCCUUCGGCACUGCCAAUUAACCAAAGAAACAAGCCCGCGUAGUUUUGCCGCGAUCGGCGGUGAUUAACGCGAGUUCUGUGAGAAACCAAAAAAAAAAAAAAAAAAAAAAAAAACAAUAAUGACCACGAGUCCGCCGUCGUACCGAAGAGCUUCGGUUCUAGAAGAGAAUUGGUGAGAGAAUUUUCGCGAUGAGAUGAACGUGUGAUGAUACGCGCGUACGCAAUGAUCGAGCCGCGCAGCGAGAGGGUGACCGUGUGCUCGCCCCAGACUCAACACCACUGUUAUCAAAUGAUACGAACCACCACCAGAGUGCAUCAAAGUUCACGAAGCUCACGGAUGGUGACCGUACAGGAAAGAGUCGUCAGAUCGCGUCUUCAGUUGGGUUACUCCACGCCAACGUCCUUCAUCAAUCGCUUUUCGUCGAAGGUGGAGAGACCUCUGACGUCACACAAUAACGCGAAUCAGAUUCACGGCAACAGCAUGCACGGCGCGUACUCGACAUCCGGCAGCCAAACGUCUCUGACGACGACGUCGUACAUCACCGGCCAGUCCUACAUGCAGAGUCAGAAUUAUGGGACGCCUUAUCCUUCCGCGCAGCAUUAUCCGCACAGCACAACGAGUUACUCGCAGCCGCAGAGUUACGGCACCAUGGUGCAGGGCUUCGGCGGACAGCCGCAAUCCGCCGGCUAUCAGCAGAAUCACCUUAAGAAGGGACCGGUUCGCAACGGCGACGUGCUCAAGCGAUGUCGACUGCAGACCGCAUACGAGUUAUCGCAGGACCUACUUGACAAGCAGAUCGAGAUGCUGGAGCGCAAAUACGGCGGCGUGAAGGCGAGAAACGCGGCUUUGACGAUUCAGCGUGCCUUUCGUAGAUACACGCUGUUGAAAAAGUUCGCGGCUAUCACGGCGAUGGCCAAGGCGGAGAAGCGAUUGAGCCGGAAGCUUCAGGAGGCAACGGAUCGUUCCGGAAAUCUGAACGAUCACGAGAGAAUGGUUUAUCACAGUCAAAUAUAUAUUCAACAAACGCAGCCUGCCAACAGGCCAAUACCGAUCCGAAGCAUGUCUCUGAGAGAAAGGCGGCACGUGGACACUUCUCAGUCGCCAAUACCGAGAAGUCAAAGCAGCAGAUGCGAGAUCCCGGUUAGCAGCCAUCAGCACACGAAUCACAGCAUGCACCAAAGCGGCGGCAGACACACGCCCUCUUUAGCGCCUAGUCCGUGCAAUCGGCAUCAGCAGUUACCGCCGAGUCCUUGUUGGGAAUCGAGUUCCCAAGAGAGCGGCUCCAGCAUCCAUUAUUACAAUCCACAGGAAGCUUUGUGUGGCCUGAGACAAGAGACGCCACCGAGAGACUUGCUGCGAACACCGUGUACAUCGCCAUCGACGCCGCACAAUCUUCAAACGACGAUAUCACAAAAUUGGAACAACGCCAGCCAACUCGGGUCUGGCAGAACGAGAGGUUCUUCUGGCAGGAAGAUCCCGCCGGAAGUGCCGAAAAGAACGUCUUCGAUUACUUCAAGAUCCAUGGAGCCGCGUCACAACGGUCUCAGUAAGAGCGUGGAGAACGGAAGUUUAAGCUCGGUGCAGAGCUCCGGCAGCGAUUCCACAAAUUGCGAGAGUUCCGAAGGCGAUGCUCAGAGAGGAUCGCCCGUUUGGAAGCACAAGGGAAUUUCGAGUUCGCCGGAACAUCAGGAAUGCGCGAGUCAUACCACGGACGCGACGACGAUGGCCACCAAUGUGAAGGACCUCGGUCACUCGCAUGCCAGCUCUGGCUACCAACUUCCGCCGAUAGAUCACGCGGAGAGUGGUCUGCCGAGUCAAACGAGUUAUAAAGUAUCGGAAACUGUGAGAAAGCGGCAGUACAGAGUCGGUCUAAAUCUCUUCAACAAGAAACCGGAAAGAGGGAUCAGCUAUCUCAUAAGACGCGGAUUUUUGGAGAACAGUCCGCAAGGUGUUGCCAGAUUCUUGAUCAGCCGAAAAGGAUUGUCCAAACAGAUGAUAGGAGAGUAUCUCGGGAAUUUGCAGAACACUUUCAAUAUGGCAGUGCUCGAAUGUUUCUCCCACGAGUUGGAUCUCUCCGGGAUGCAAGUUGAUGUCGCUUUACGAAAGUUUCAAGCCUACUUCAGAAUGCCCGGCGAAGCGCAAAAGAUCGAACGGUUGAUGGAAGUGUUCAGUCAACGUUACUGUCAGUGCAAUCCGGAUGUGGUGUCCAGGCUACGGUCGGCGGAUACUGUUUUCGUUCUGGCCUUCGCCAUCAUCAUGCUCAACACGGAUUUGCACACGCCGAACUUGAAACCCGAACGCAGAAUGAGACUCGAAGAUUUUAUAAAGAAUCUACGAGGAAUCGACGAUUGCGGCGACAUAGACAGAGACAUUCUAGUUGGCAUUUACGAACGAGUGAAGGAUAACGAAUUCAAACCGGGUUCCGAUCACGUGUCGCAAGUAAUGAAGGUCCAGGCGACCAUUGUUGGAAAGAAGCCAAAUAUGGCGCUGCCGCAUAGAAGAUUAGUAUGUUAUUGCAGACUCUACGAGAUACCGGAUAUUCACAAAAAGGAGAGACCUGGUGUUCAUCAGCGGGAGGUGUUCCUCUUUAACGACUUGCUCGUUGUUACGAAAAUUCUGAGCAAGAAGAAGAACAGCGUAACUUACACUUUCAGACAGAGUUUCCCACUUUGCGGCAUGAUAGUUACUCUGUUUGAGGUUCCCCAUUAUCCAUACGGCAUAAGACUCUCGCAGCGCGUCGACGGAAAGGUUCUAGUCACAUUUAACGCUCGAAACGAGCACGACAGGUGUAAAUUCGUGGAAGACCUCAGAGAGUCGAUCAGCGAGAUGGAUGAGAUGGAAACUCUGCGCAUCGAAACCGAACUGGAGAGGCAAAAGAGCAGCAGAGGCGCGCGAGGCGGCGCGGAGAAUAGAGAUUCCGGAGUUGCCGAUGUGGAGAUAUGCCCUUGUCCCGGAACUUGUUCCGACAGAGCAGAGACGGUCGACGUCGACACGCAAUUGAAACGUUCCGCCCUUAGCAAUUCCCUUCUGGAUAUACACGAGCAGUAUUCUUUGUAUGUGCGUUUAGUUGCCGGUGAGAAGCCGCAGCGUCGGGGAAGCGUGGGUUCUCUCGAUAGCGGUAUGUCUAUUUCAUUUCAAUCUACUUCCGCCAGCUCAAUGAGUCAAGGCAUUAAACACCCUGGACAAGUUCAUCCUGUUCAUUCAGGAGCUACGAUUCCUGGAGCUGGUGGUAAGGGACUGGCUCAACAGCCGUCUUUUUUAGGAGGUCUCUUCGCCAAACGAGAGCGAAAGUCGUCACAAUCUGAAGAAUCCGGUCCUUAUAGUCGCACCACAGAAGUGUGAAUGUAUUCUUCCAGUAACGUAUAAGGUAGACGGUUUCUUGUGUUUUCUUUUGGCGCGCUUCGUGUUCCGAACAGAACGGAAAUAUGUGUUUCUCGCGGCAAUGUUGAGAAUUUUAGAUAAACAAUAAUCAUUGAUAAUUUUCUGAUUUUAAUUCGUUUUGCGUCAAGAGACUACGGAUGAUACUUCUUUCCCGUUUCAUGAAGUAUAUUUCUUAACUUAAAAAACAAAUAAAAAAAAAUAAAACAAUAAAAGUAAAGACAAUUUAAUACAAGUAGCCGCGUAAUGUUUUAUUAUUAUUAACGUACACGAUAGAAUAGUGUCGUUUUAUAACGUACAUAAAUCACGAAGCGUGUUACAAAGAGCGACAAAACGUUGGUGACAGAUAAAAAAAAAUAAAUAAAAAAAAAACAAA